This is a messenger RNA of Triplophysa dalaica, 2484 nucleotides long. It is a transcript of the gene slc33a2, whose product is annotated as major facilitator superfamily domain containing 3. Gene Ontology annotation, cellular component: membrane. Lineage: Eukaryota; Metazoa; Chordata; Actinopteri; Cypriniformes; Nemacheilidae. The transcript has 6 exons. Gene Ontology annotation, biological process: transmembrane transport. The record is from RefSeq and is a predicted model, not a curated record. Bases 144 to 1397 code for a protein of 417 amino acids. Gene Ontology annotation, molecular function: transmembrane transporter activity.
GCUGUCUGUGCGUGCCCACGUCACCAGCUCCCGCGGAAGUGCUGAAGAUUGGAAAUAGAGGUUAUGCAGCAUCGAGCACAGCGGGUGAAGGAGACAUUUAUCUUACAGCCAUGAGCUGAGGCUCUCCUAACCUAUCUGUCCCAAUGAUGAACGACAAGCUGGUGUUCCUGGGUCUCCUGUACUUCAUCCAGGGUAUCCCAUAUGGCCUGCAGUCGUCCCUGCUCCCAGUGUACCUGCGAGGUGCCGGCCACUCCCUCACUCGCAUCAGCCUUACCAAAAUCCUCUACUUCCCCUGGGUGCUCAAGGUCCUUUGGGCUCCUCUGGUGGACCGUACAGGCACCAAGCGCUGCUGGUUGGUGGGCACAGUAUCUGGCUUGGCCCUUACCUGUUUGGUCAGUGCCACCCUUGCACCUGAUGUUCAGUACAUGGGUGUAGCAGGCUCCCUGCUCGCUAUGAAUUUGCUGGCUUCGGUUCAGGACAUUGCAGCCGAUGGAGCGGCUGUGCGGCUGCUGAAGGGGCAGGGAGAGGUGGGCCUCGGGAACACGGUUCAGGUAGUGGGAUAUAAAGCUGGAUCUGUGUUUGCUGGAGGAGGGCUUCUGGCUGUGAUUGAUGUUGCAGGAUGGGGCUGGAUGUUUACUCUGCUGGCCUGUCUGUAUGGUGGUAUUGCUCUGUUCGUGUGGGGUGCCCCGGUGUUGGAUGGAGAGUCGGCACGGGGGCAAGCAGAAGGACGGAGAGGGUCAAGGGAUGCGAUGCAGCCCUGGAAGGUUUGGAGGAAACUUCUGUCUGUGCCAGGAACAUCAUGGACAGCAUUCUACGUCCUUACUUACAAGCUAGGUGAACAGGGUGCGAUAACCAUGUUCCCACUUUUCCUGCUGGACCACCACAUGACAGCCAGAGAGCUGGGGGUGUGGAACGGGGUGGUUGCCAUGGCAUUCUCCAUCUGUGGCUCCUCAAUUGGGGGCUUUUUACUCUCCCAAUACAGUAUUGGACUGCUUAUGAGACGUGUGUUUAUGAUGCGGACGUUCAGCAUGGUCUUCCAGAGCUCAUUGCUAGUAGUGCUGGAACCUUCACCUCUUAUGAAAGGUAUGGCUGUGCUGAGUCUGGGUUUGCAGCAUUUCAUAGCCGGUCUCAUCACGACUCUCACCUUCACCUUGAUGAUGAACUGCACCCAGAGAGCCGAUGAGAGCAUACAGGCCACCCACUACAGUUUUCUGGCCACUCUUGAGGUCCUGGGGAAGCUGAGUUUUAGCGCCCUGGCUGGGGGCAUGGUGGACACUGUGGGAUACCCCAUAGCCUUCAUCCUCUUCCUCUUUCUCACAUCCAGCAGUGCUCUACACGUGUGGAAAGCCACAGAGACCGGCAUCCUAAAGGAACAGGCCAAAGGGCAGCCUCAGUGACCAGUAUUAGCCAAUCAGAUGGCACCAGUGUGUGAGCGUGUGAAGAGGUUUAAUUGUGUGCAGAGUGUAAGACUGGUAACAAAAAACCAGUGAUGCAAACAUUUUGGGUUUAUUUAAGACAUAACCAGCAUUAACACUGACAAGAACCACACGGAGCACUUUCAACAAAAGCCAGAAGCUCACAUUAGAACAAUGCAAUUUUUUUACAUCUGCAAUGAAUAAGCAUGAAAGGUGUAGUCACGGCUCUGAAUGGCAAAACUUUGAGGUGUAGAAAUGUUGUUAACUGUGCCUGAAGAUUAAAUGGAGACCAAGUGGAAAAAUACCAUAAGUCAGAUUCACCUCUAAUGGAUAAUGUUGAAAUGUAUAAAUCCAUUACUUUUGCUUCAAAAGUUAAACGCGCACUAGUCAUUUACACAUUCCAUCAUAAACACUGUUUAUUGAACUUAAAAAUUAAACAAAAAGCACAUAUUAUUUUCUCCUUUUGUGGUCCGACCGACCUAAUAUGAAUGUCCGUUAUUUACCUUUACACUUUAUUUAAAUUAAUCAAAAUAAAAUGGGACAGCUGUGAGUAUUAAAAUGUUAAUAUAGCUUAGUGAGUGUUUUUAUGUAUUCUAAUUGCAAUACUUGUAUUAAAGAGGCCAUAUCAUAAUAAUGCGUUUUUUCCUGAUCUUUUUCAAUAGCAAAAUGUGACUUAUAAAAUCUUCUCUUUUGGAUUUUCUGCAAAUUUGUUUGGAAGAACAAAAUAGAUCCCUAUUAUUAUUUAUUAUGAAUUCUUUUUAUAUACACAUGCAUGAAUUGCCAUAAAAAGCAAAUCUUUUCUAACGCAAAAAGCUGGAACUCAUGGCAAAACUCUGUGGUAUGACCUCUUCAAUGUUUGGAAAAUACUGUAUGUUGAUUCAUUCAUUGAAAUGUUAUUUUUUACUGUAUGAUGUAUUUCAGUUUUCUGCAUUCACUAUGCAAUGACACAAACAAAUAAUUCAGUUAUUACAUAUAGCUUUGCUUCUCAUCGGACCUAUGUUGGAGGUUCUCAAAGUGAAAGUUAAAGACAAUAAUAAUAAUGUACAGAAUAAAUGUAAUAAUGAAUUGA